AUGAGCGAGGGGGCUGCCGGCGCCGCGGCGCCCGGGGCGGCGGAGGCGGCGGCGGGGGGCCCGGGCGGGGAUGGGGCCGGGGGGCCGCCGCGAGAGCUGCGCUGCAGCGACUGCAUCGUCUGGAACCGGCAGCAGACGUGGCUGUGCGUGGUGCCCCUCUUCAUAGGCUUCAUCGGCCUGGGGCUCAGCCUCAUGCUGCUCAAGUGGAUCGUGGUGGGCUCCGUCAAGGAGUACGUCCCCACCGAGCUGAUGGACGCCAAGGGCGUGGGGCAGGACCCCUUCUUCCUCUCCAAGCCCACCGCCCCCCCCCGCGGCGCGGAGACCACCGCCGCCGCCACGCCGCGGCCGCCCAGCCGUGUCAGCCCCCGCCUCACCACGAUGAGCCGGGCCCCCCCGAGGCCCCCCGGCACCCGCGGCCCGGCGCGGGGCGGCCCCAGACCCACGGUUCCCCGGCAGCCCGCCGCGCCCCACACGGCGCCGCCCGCCAGCGGCCCCCCCGGCACUGCCGGCCGCGCCGGUCGACCGCCGCCCGCCGCCCCCAGCACCCCGCCGCUGCCCGCCUGGCCCACUGCGGCACACGCUACCUCCUCCUACAAGAUCUACGUCCACGACUCGGCGCCCUCCUGGACCUUGUCUCCCUUCCAGGAAUCUACCACUACUACGCCGGAGACCACCACGACCCCCAAAAUCCAUACUACAACGUAUUCCACUGAGCGAUCUGAGCACUUUAAGCCAUGCAAAGACAAGGAUCUUGCAUACUGUCUCAAUGAAGGGGAAUGCUUUGUGAUUGAAACCUUAACAGGAUCACAUAAACACUGCCGGUGCAAAGAGGGCUACCAAGGAGUCCGCUGUGACCAAUUUUUGCCGAAAACCGACUCAAUCUUGUCAGAUCCAACAGACCAUUUAGGAAUUGAAUUCAUGGAGAGCGAAGAAAUUUACCAGCGCCAGGUGCUGUCUAUUUCCUGUAUCGUCUUUGGCAUAGUCGUAGUGGGCAUGCUUUGUGCAGCGUUCUACUUCAAAACAAAGAAACAAACAAAGCAAAUUCAUGAACAGCUGAAAGAAACGCAGAAUAGGAAAACCUACAGCCUAAAUGCUUCUAGCAUGAUGGCAAAGUCAGAGUGUAUGGCACAAAGCCGAGUCCAGCUGCAAAAUUACUCCAAAACAGAUAGGCAUCCUGGGCCUGCUCUGGACAAAGUCAUGGAGUCCAGCUUUUCAGGUCCUCAGUCUUUCCCAGAGGCUUUGUCUCCUGACAGAGGAACUCAGCCCAUCAAGCAGCACAGAAGUCUCUCUUCAUGCUGCAGUCCAGGACAGAAAAGUGGGAUGCUACAUAGAAAUGCCUUUCGGAGGACUCCUCCCUUACCUCGGGGUAGGUUCAAUGGGAUUACAGGACCAGCAUAUCAACAGCUAGAAGAGUCCAGGAUCACAGAGCAGGACACAAUACCUUGUCAUGGGUAUUCAUCUAGUGGUUUAAAAACUUCUCAGAAUACUUCAAUAAAUAUGCAACUGCCUUCAAGAGAGACAACCCCUUAUUUUAAUAACGUGGAUCAGAAGGACUUGGUCGGAUACUCAUCUUCAAGGGCCAACUCAGUUCCCAUCAUCCCAUCUGUGGGCUUGGACGAAGCCUGCAUGCAAAUGCAAAAUGUUUCUGAAGUAACAGGCAUCAAAUGGUGCAAAAACUCCUAUUCAGCUGAACUUGUCAAUGUGAGUUCCCCUGUCAGUAAUUGUCUUAUAGCAGAACAACAUGAAGUGAAAAUAUUGCUAGAAACUGUGCAGGAGCAGAUUCGGAUUCUGACUGAUGCGAGGAGGUCGGAGGACUUCGAACUGACGAGCGUAGACGCGGAGAGCAGCGCGAGCGAGAACACCGCGUUCCUGCCUAUGAGCCCUGUGGCCAAGGCAGAUCGAGAGGCACAAUUUGUCUUAAAAGGUGAAACACAAAGAGACUCAGUGUUGACCAAGUGACUUUGUGUGGGGGUCGCAGGAGGGGGAAUAACAGA
This is a messenger RNA of Lagopus leucura (white-tailed ptarmigan), 1994 nucleotides long. RefSeq names its product neuregulin 3 (gene NRG3). The transcript has 9 exons. Gene Ontology annotation, biological process: animal organ development; nervous system development; intracellular signal transduction. Bases 1 to 1959 code for a protein of 652 amino acids. The record is from RefSeq and is a predicted model, not a curated record. Lineage: Eukaryota; Metazoa; Chordata; Aves; Galliformes; Phasianidae. Gene Ontology annotation, molecular function: chemorepellent activity.